Molecule: messenger RNA, 723 nt
Organism: Naegleria gruberi
Lineage: Eukaryota; Heterolobosea; Eutetramitea; Acrasida; Naegleriidae
Exons: 1
Coding region: 1-723 (240 amino acids)
Source: RefSeq, a predicted model, not a curated record
AUGUCUAUUGAAAUGAUGAUGGAUACUAGUAGUGCUGCCUCUGCUGAAUUGAAUAAUAUGCAACAACAACAAGAACAACAACUUGAUAGAAAUUAUUAUAUUCAAUUCUAUACGCAAAAGCUGUCAGCAAUGGCCAUUGAGAGACAAAUUUCCUCUCUUUCUCAUAUUGAACAACUUUUAAAUUAUCAGACCGAGUUGGUGCCACAAUUAAUUCAUACAGAAUUAAUUUCAUCAUCAUCAAUUUCAUCACUCUUGACGGAACCUUGUCUAAAGUGCUUGAAAUCACUUUUAUUCAUAUUGACCACAACCCAUAUUCUUAUUCAACAACAAGAAAAGAAGGAUUUGCAAAUUGUUGAACAAGGAAUGAUUCAUAACGAACAAGCCAUUCUUGCCUAUUUUCUUGAAGCUGGAUGUAAAACAAAUACAGACAUGAUUAAUUGGUUGAGAAAGAUUCAAGAAAAGUCACAAAUGGCUCAGCUCGCACCAGAACAACAACAAGAGGAAGCUAAGAGAUGGUACCAAGUUUUGGAAAGGUAUUUUGAACCUGUUUUAUUCCCUGAACUUUCCGAAACUUUUGUGAAUGCUCACACUAGACCAUCCAUGAAUACAUGUUCAAUUGCUGAAGGUAAAGCAGUGGAUUUUAAUGUGGAUAAGAAGGCUUUUAUUUUCAUGUUGUACGAAUUUGUUGAUGCCAUUCACACAAUUUUGAAGAUUAGAAAAUAA